Brassicogethes aeneus is the source of this 8190-nucleotide messenger RNA. The record is from the annotation of a GenBank genome assembly. Lineage: Eukaryota; Metazoa; Arthropoda; Insecta; Coleoptera; Nitidulidae.
CGGUAAUGCAGGGCUCUAUGCGGUAUUUUGAAAGAGUUGUCAAAGUGAAAUAUGGCCGAAGUUGAGCUGUCCCAUGUGCUCAAAGAUCUCCCAUAUAAGGUGCAAACGGCAAGUUUAAAAGAGCGAAAAGAGGUUAUAGGAAAUGUCAUUAAUGUUUUGUCGAGUCCCGAUAUCGGGGAGAACGUUGUGAAGGGCAUUUGCAGGCUGUUGCAUUUAACUUUAUUCAGAUACAGAGACAGUUUUUCACAAGUUCUUGUCAGAAAUCUAAUUCAGGUUCUAUUGGAGAAACAUUCCUCAGUUUCUGUAAAAUGUCUCACUGCCGUUUUGGAGGAUAUAUCCUCGCAACUAAAAAAUAUAGUUGCCACUCAAAGCACAUGUCAGACUGCUCAGUAUGCUUUACAAUGGUCCACAAUAGUAUUUAGUGUUGGCUGGAAACAUAACUCAGCUGCUGUACAAAAUGAGUUGAAAAGGAUUGUGGAAAUACAGUCAAUUUUAUUGAUGGCUGUACACAGUGCCGGAAAUGGUAAAAGAUCGUCUAAAGCUCAAACUUUGCUGAGUAAUUCUUGGUCCUCAGUACCAGAAAGUGAGAAAAUGUAUCUGGAACAGUUAAAAAAUGUUGAGCAAAAUCAAACUGUUUGUAUUAUGGCCUCAGCUAUCAUUAAAAGACUAAGUUUUAUUGGAAAUAAACCUGUUUUUGAGAGUUAUAUGGAAUAUUUUCUGGAUACUUUAAUCAAAAAUUUGAUUAGCUGCAAAACAAGACCCUCUGAAAACAUAAUAAAAUCGUGUUACCCACUGUUGGAACAAAUGAACAACGACCAAUUCAAAACUUUGCUUUUACCGGCAAUACAAAAAUCGAUGUUGAGAAAUCCUGAGGUUAUUUUGAAAUGUGUUGGGCUCAUUAUCACUGGUUGUAAGAUUGAUAUGAGUCCUUAUGCAUUGGACAUUGGAAACAGUUUGAUAGCAAAUUUGCAUUCCAAAGAUGAUAAAGCCAGAAAAGAGUCAGCAGAUUCUUUAAAGUGUUUGGCUGAAAAAAUCAAAGAAAGUAAAGCAAUUGAAAAUUUGCUUGACAAAGUUUUCAAGGUUUUUAACGGUUCUGAUGGGAAACUUACUGUGGCUGAGCACAAAAUAAGCGUGCUUGAAGGUGCUGGAAACCUAAGCUACAACAAUGUGCCAAAUCCUCAGCUGCAAAAUUUAAUCGCCAUAGCUUCUGAUAGUUUCAUCAAAGUUCUGGAAAUUGAAGUUCAUGAAAAAACUUUGUGCAGCACUUUAACCAUGUUAACUCUGUGGACUUUAAAGCUGACCAAUGAAGUACCCAAGAAAAUCCUUGAUGGACUUAAGAACGGCAUGAAUCUGAAGACCUCUACGCCUAUGGUAAAAACGGCUUACGUCGAGUGCGUCCUGUCGACUCUAACCUCAAACACGAUCGCGCAAGCGAAAAUCUUCGCGCCGACUUUGAUGAAGUCCCUGGAAAAAGCGGUUUCGCAGCCUACUCAGUCGGCGAUCGUCACUGAAGGUUUGAGCGCGGCGCUGCUGUUGCUGGCGAUGGCGCAUGCGCAGGUCGACGUCGAAGGAGGCUACGGCGCUUUGUGGAACGCCGCCCUCGAUAUGGACAAGCAGAUAUUUGUUUCCGAGAAGUUCUUGUCUUCUGCUACCAGUGAAGCCCUAGUUCUUGUAAUGCGCCUUGGGGAAAAACUGCUAGUCAACCACCCAGACAAGGUGAAAGACGCCAAAUUCCAACCGCUUUACAAAGCCAUUUUGCACUGCGUAACUCUACAAGACUCCCAAACGAGACGCAAAAACUUGUUGAUCCUCAAGCGAAUGGUGAACGGAUUGGCGGGUCCGGCCAUUUCGAAAAUACUCUUCACCGAACUGCAUCAGCAACUCAGUUUAACAAAAGAAGGAAACGACGCUUCGAACGAAAUUUCCUCGCACGCUCUGAUAGAGUGCAUCGUCACUCUGUGUUCCGCUUCCGGGUUGUCCCGCGAGCACUUGAAAACGUUGGCGUUGCACAGCCUGCUUCCCGCCCACCAUCCCAAGGCAGUGGCGUUCGCGUCGAAUCUGUGGGUCAAAAUACUGAAGCAUCACAAAGUUAAACCGAAAGAUUUGCUGGGCGAACUCGAAGACGAAAUCAGGAGCAUUUUUAUCGAUAACUAUCGAGUUUUGCCGAUGAAAGAAAACGCGGUUGCCACUUUAGCAGAAAUAAACCCGGACAUAAUUUUACCACGCAUAGUAUCCAAAGUGACCACCGAUUUGGAUAACUCAGCUUUCCGUCAAAUCUCCAAGGACGAUUACUUCACCUUUUUGACGCCAGAGGGCGAGUUAUACGAUAAAAGCGUUGUCCCUGGGGACGAUUCCAACGCCGCAAAUAACUUGAAAAGGGAAAGCAAAGCUUACAGUUACAAGGAGCAAUUGGAGGAGCUGCAGUUAAGAAGGGAGUUGGAGGAGAAAAGGAAGAAGGAGGGAAAAGUAAAGCCACCACAGUUUACUCCCAAACAAUUGGAAGCAAUUAAAAACCAGAAAGUGAAGGAGCAAGGAAUCAGAGAUAGAUUAACACAGCUAAACACCAUUUUGAUGAACUGCGUCUCCUUAGUGAGAGCAGCCGCCAAAGGAAACCCAACGCGACUUUCCUUGCACUUUAAAGAGUUAUUGCCGUCAAUUUUAGUGAACUUACAGUCCCCUCUGGCGGCACCAUCGUUAACUAAACUCUUCGCCGACUUAAGACACACAGUAUUUCCCACGGAAGUGGAUCCGUUGGCGGAGUUAAUAAGUUUUGUCACGUUGCGACUGUACAAGCCACAAUGUGACUUGGACGUAAACUGGGAAGAGGAGAAUUUAAAUAAAGCCAUGAUGAGAACUUUGAAGUUGAUACAGGAGAAAACGGUACCGAAAAAACUCGAUGAAGUGAGCGACGCUGAGUGUUUUACCGUGCCAGCUUUUACUUACAGCUUUCCGAUGAUAAAAAGCAGUCUAUUAUCCAACUACGCGAGAAAUCACGACGACGUUAUACACGACGGCUUGCAGAUUAUAAACGAGCACGCCAAGUUGAGGGGUACUGAUAACGGCAACAAGGACGUGAGGCAUCCGCAAUACCUACCAACAGAACAGAUGUUUACGUUGUUGGUCGACAUUAUCAACUCUACGAGUGGUAGAGCGCAGUCGCAGUGCGAAGCCUGUCUGCUAGAGGUCGCUUCAUGCGUCAGCGGAAACGAGGGUUGCGCUAAAGUGACCAUAAAAGAAAUCGACGUCCUUUUAACGGCUCUGCAAAGUCCUUCAGCGGUGGUUCGCGAUGCCGCCUUGAGAUGUCUCGUGAUCGUAUCUUCGGCAUUGCCAACGUACGAAACCGACUACCAGUACGCUCUGAAAGUCAACAAGAGGAUCUGGAUAGCCAAAUUCGAUGAGAAUGAAGAAAACCGACAGCUGGCCGAGAAACUGUGGAACGAGGCAGAGUUGACUUUCUCUCCGACAUUAAGCGGGGAAUUGUUAAGCGACAUUGAACACCCCGUCGAAUGCGUGCAAUCGGCUGCAUCGCAAGCCUUGGCGAAUCUGUUGGAGUCGGAUCUGGAUCAAGUGGAGGCCACGCUUAAGAAGUUGCUGGAGUUGUACAAUAGCAGACUUAAGAUGAUUCCGGCCAGGAUGGACGAAUUCGGUCGCGAAGUGGAAAAAGCUAUCGACACGUGGUUCCCGCGCAGAGGUGUGGCCCUGUCUUUGGCACAGUUGGCACCAUUGGUCACGCCGGACCUGAUCGGCGAUCUGGUGCAAUUUUUCGUGUUCACCUCGCUGGGCGAUCGAAACGAAACGGUGAGAAAAGAGAUGUUGAAUGCCGCGUUGAGAAUUGUCGAUCUGCACGGAAAGGACACUGUAGGUACUCUUUGGCCAGUGUUUGACGAUUUCAUGGGUAAAUCAUCAAAAUCGGCGCACUAUGACGCUGUCAAACAAGCUGUUGUGAUUUUGAUGGGAUCAUUGGCCCGCCAUUUAGACAAAGACGACGUUAGAAUCAAACCGAUUGUCAUGAGACUCAUACAGGCUCUAUCUACGCCAUCUCAAACAGUGCAGGAAUCCGUUGCCAACUGCUUACCCCCUCUGGUGUCUGCGGUCAAAGAAGAGUCCUCGGGUUUGGUCAACAAGUUGCUGCAUCAGUUAUUAAAGGGCGACAAAUACGGCGAACGGAAAGGUGCCGCUUACGGCUUGGCCGGUCUCGUCAAAGGCAUGGGUAUUUUGGCGCUAAAACAAAACGACAUUAUGACGAAGUUAACCGAGGCUAUACAAGACAAAAAGAACUACAAGCACCGCGAGGGCGCUUUAUUCGCCUUCGAGAUGCUCUUCCAGAUGCUGGGCAAACUUUUCGAGCCCUACAUCGUCCACGUCCUACCUCAUUUGCUUCAAUGUUUCGGCGACAGUAGUCAGCACGUGAGAACCGCUGCAGACGAUACGGCCAAAGUCGUGAUGAGCAAAUUGUCGGGUCACGGUGUGAAACUAGUGCUGCCAUCUCUGUUGGAAGCUCUAAAUGGGGAUUCGUGGAGGACCAAGACCGGUUCCGUGGAGUUAUUGGGCGCCAUGGCGUAUUGUGCGCCAAAACAACUGUCUUCUUGUUUGCCCAGCAUUGUGCCGAAAUUAAUUGAGGUUUUGAGCGACUCCCAUAUGAAAGUCCAAGAAGCUGGAGCUGCAGCUCUUAAGGUUAUUGGAAGUGUCAUCAGGAACCCCGAGAUUCAAGCAAUUGUCCCAACUCUUUUGAAAGCCCUUCAAGACCCAUCGAACAAAACCAGCGUUUGCUUGCAAACCCUCCUGGACACCCAGUUCGUGCACUUCAUCGACGCCCCAUCUCUGGCUCUCAUAAUGCCGGUAGUGCAGAGAGCUUUCCUCGACCGUAGCACGGAAACGCGCAAAAUGGCCGCCCAAAUCAUCGGCAACAUGUACUCGCUAACCGACCAAAAAGACUUGAUGCCGUACCUUCCGACCAUCAUCCCCGGACUCAAGACUUCUCUGCUCGACCCGGUACCGGAAGUACGAAGCGUCAGCGCUAGAGCUCUGGGUGCCAUGGUCAGAGGCAUGGGAGAGUCCAGUUUCGAGGACUUGCUGCCGUGGUUGAUGCAGACUCUGACGUCCGAGUCCAGUUUGUCCGAGGUUGUCGGUGGUCUGGGCGUGGAAAAACUGCACAAACUCAUGCCCGACAUUAUAAGCACAGCUGAGAGAACCGAUAUAGCGCCGCACGUGAAAGACGGCUACAUAAUGAUGUUCAUAUACAUGCCUGUGGUGUUCACGAGCGAUUUCACACCGUACAUAGGCCAAAUCAUAACACCAAUACUAAAAGCAUUGGCCGACGAGAACGAGUACGUAAGAGACACAGCCUUGAAGGCCGGCCAAAGGAUUGUCACUUUGUACGCUGACUCGGCGAUAUUGCUGCUGUUACCCGAGCUGGAAAAGGGUUUGUUCGACGAUAACUGGAGGAUCAGAUACAGUUCCGUGCAGUUAUUGGGUGAUUUGCUGUACAGAAUUUCCGGGGUAACCGGUAAAAUGAGUACCGAGACGGCCAGCGAAGACGACAACUUCGGUACGGAGCAAUCUCACCAGGCCAUCAUUAGAUCUCUCGGUGCUGAAAGGCGUAAUAGGGUUUUGGCUGGGUUGUAUAUGGGCAGGUCUGAUGUGGCUUUGAUGGUUAGGCAAGCCGCGUUGCACGUGUGGAAGGUCGUAGUGACAAACACACCGAGGACUUUGCGGGAGAUUCUGCCGACGUUGUUCGGAUUAUUGCUCGGUUGCCUCGCAAGUGAGAGUUACGAUAAGAGGCAGGUUGCCGCACGCACUCUGGGGGAUUUGGUGCGUAAGCUGGGUGAAAGAGUGCUGCCGGAGAUAAUCCCCAUACUGGAGAGAGGCCUGCAGAGCGAUAGAGCCGAUCAGAGACAAGGUGUGUGCAUUGGGCUGUCGGAGAUAAUGACUUCUACAUCCAGAGAUAUGGUGCUCACUUUUGUGAACUCUUUGGUGCCCACUGUGAGGAAAGCUCUGUGCGAUCCGCUACCGGAAGUGCGUAAAGCCGCCGCCAAGACAUUCGACAGUUUGCACUCCACUGUAGGUGCUAGAGCUCUAGACGACAUACUUCCGUCUCUCCUCAAUCAACUGAACGAUGAAGAUGCCGCAGUUGUUGAGUGCACUUUGGACGGCUUAAGACAAGUCAUGGCGAUUAAGUCGCGAGUUGUUUUGCCGUAUUUGGUGCCUCAACUGACUGCACCACCUGCAAACACCAAAGCCCUAUCGAUUUUGGCUUCGGUAGCUGGUGAGGCGCUCAAUAAGUACCUCCCGAAGAUUCUACCGGCGCUGCAGGCUAGUCUAGCUUCGUCCAGGGGAACCCCUGAAGAAACUGAACAGCUUGACUACUGCCAAGCCGUGGUGCUUUCGGUGAUGGACGAGGCCGGCGUUCGUACCGUUAUCGAUACGAUGCUGGAAAACACGCGCGUGGAGAACGAUGACCAACGCAGGGCCGCCGCCACUUUGCUGUGCGGUUUUUGCGCCAACUCGAAGGCCCAGUACCUCGACCACAUACCGCAGCUGUUGAGGGGCUUGAUUUACCUUUGCACCGACAAAGACACCGAUGUGUUGAAGAUGAGUUGGGAGGCACUGACAGCUAUAGUGAAGGGCUUGGAACCAAAACAACAAUCCACUUACGUCUCAGACGUGCGCCAAGCGGUGCGUUACGCCGUAUCGGACAUCAAAGACGGCGGCGCGCUGUUGCCAGGUUUCUGCCUUCCGAAAGGCAUCACCCCGGUGUUGCCGAUAUUCCGCGAGGCUCUACUCAACGGCGACGGCGACGAGAAGGAAGCGGCCGCGUUGGGAUUGGGCGAGAUAAUCAAGGUGACCAGCGCGUCGGCGCUGCAAACGAGCGUUGUUGCCAUUACCGGCCCCCUCAUCCGUAUUCUGGGCGACAGGUUCAGCGCGAACGUCAAGACUGCCGUAUUAGACACUUUGGCUAUUUUAUUGGCUAAAGUUGGCAUCAUGUGCAAGCAGUUCUUGCCGCAGUUGCAAACUACGUUUAUUAAAGCGCUAAACGACCCUAACCGCGUGGUGCGCCUCAAAUCUGGGGCCGCCUUGAGUCACUUGAUUGUCAUCCACCAGAGGGCAGAUCCGCUGUUCACCGAGUUGCAUAACACCGUGAAAAACAGCGAGGAUAUCGCUAUUAAGGAGACUACUUUACAUGCUUUGAGAGGCAUCAUAACUCCAGCAGGCGAUAAGAUGUCCGAACCUGUUAAAAAACAAAUAUACACCACUCUGUUGACAUUCUUAAACCACAGUGAAGAUAAUGUGAGAAAAUGCGCUGCCGGUUGCCUGGGAGCCAUAUGCAAAUACUUACCACCUGAUCAGUUAGAUCCAACGUUCUCAGAACAUAUCCUAAAUGAUGAUGCUUCCCUGAACAACAGCCUAAGAGAAGGUAGAGGUGCCGCUUUAACCGUGGUAAUCAAAGAAUGUCCCGACUUGGUGUGGGACGAACAGUACCGCAAAAAACUCCUACAAACUUUACUGGGACAAAUUUCAUCCACAACCAUAAAUAUCACGAAAAUCGGCAUAAGAUCCAGCGGGUAUCUCCUGCAAUUCCUAAUGCUGAAAAAAGAACCCCUCCCGGCCAGUUUACUCGGGCCUUUCGUCAGGACCAUGAAUAACAGUAACAACGAGGUUAAGCAACUUUUGGCGAGGGUUUGCAACCAUCUCGCGAAAGUUAUCCCACCAGAUCACAUGUCACCAGAUCUGUUGAAGUUACUGUUGCCAACCUUGGUUAAUGGCACUAAAGAGAAGAACAGCUAUGUUAAGGCUAACUCUGAGAUUGCUUUGAUUGCUGUUUUGAAGCUGAAAGAGGGUGAUGCCAUUUGUCAGAGUUAUUUGAAUAUUUUGGACGCCGGCGCAAAAGAAUCGCUUUCGGACGUAGUCAGCAAAGUCCUCAAGAAAAUCCUGACCCAGUCUGAGGGUAAGGAAGAAGAAUUAGAUGACACGCUAUUGACUUGAUUAUUAGGGUUACGCAUUGGUAUAUAUGCAAUAUUUAUUUGCUGUAUUCCUGCGUUAUGGUUUUUAUUGUUUUCGUUUAUUUUUAAUACGUAUUCUUCUACUUUCUACUCCUGCAACUGGACCAUACUUUUAAGUUGUAAACUUUAUUAUGAUUUGGUUCUAAAUGUAAAGUUAAUAAACAAUAAAACAACAAGAAGGUUUAUAAGA